Molecule: messenger RNA, 375 nt
Organism: Dioszegia hungarica
Lineage: Eukaryota; Fungi; Basidiomycota; Tremellomycetes; Tremellales; Bulleribasidiaceae
Exons: 6
Coding region: 1-375 (124 amino acids)
Molecular function (GO): fatty acyl-CoA hydrolase activity
Source: RefSeq, a predicted model, not a curated record
AUGGCUGCGUGCAAGAAGUUCGUGCAGCAGUGCUGGGCGACGACAAUCAGCAAGGGAGGACAUGAUGGGAACACCCUGGGAGGCCUGACAUUCGGCUCGGCCCGUCCGGGGCACCUGCAGACGUUCUUACCCGUUGAGAAGCGUCAUCUGAACAACCACAAGACUGUCCACGGUGGUGUCCUCAUGUCUUUGACGGAUACCGUCACUUCCCUCACGCUCUCCACGCUCGGUAUACCGGCCCCGACCGGAGUCUCCGUCAACAUCUCAUGCGAGUUUGUCAGACCAGGAGGGAGGGAGGGGGAUCUGCUAAAAGGUGUUGGCGAGGUAGUCAAGAUGGGCAAGUCCCCCCUGAACUCAGCCUCCUCUUCCGGCUGA